Cololabis saira (Pacific saury) is the source of this 3519-nucleotide messenger RNA. RefSeq names its product aquaporin 9b (gene aqp9b). Gene Ontology annotation, molecular function: glycerol channel activity; urea transmembrane transporter activity; water channel activity. Gene Ontology annotation, biological process: glycerol transmembrane transport; water transport. Bases 141 to 1007 code for a protein of 288 amino acids. The transcript has 6 exons. Gene Ontology annotation, cellular component: plasma membrane; basolateral plasma membrane. NCBI's taxonomy places the organism in Eukaryota, Metazoa, Chordata, Actinopteri, Beloniformes, Belonidae. The record is from RefSeq and is a predicted model, not a curated record.
UGGCCAGGGCUGCACGGUGAGCGCUCCGAGUGGGAGGCGACAGCCUGCCCGCACACUCACACUCACUCCAUCACAGCUCUCAGCUAUUUGUUGUGGUCGGAGGAAGACAUCAAGGAGCCGCAAGGAAAGAGAAAAAAAAAAUGGAAAAUGAGAGCAGGAGGAAGAUGAAGGAGAAAUUUGGCCUGAGGCGGGACAUCUUUAAGGAGUUCCUGGCAGAAUUUCUGGGGAUAUUUGUCCUGAUACUCUUUGGAUGUGGUUCAGUGGCCCAGACGGUGCUGAGUAAAGGGGCUCUCGGGGAGCCACUGACCAUCCACAUUGGUUUCACACUGGGAGUCAUGAUGGCCGUCUACAUGGCAGGGGGAGUGUCAGGAGCCCACGUGAACCCUGCAGUCUCUCUGGCCAUGGUGAUUCUGGGGAAGCUACCUCUGAAGAAGUUCCCCGUGUAUGUGCUGGCCCAGUUCCUGGGGGCUUUUGCUGGGUCCUGUGCUGUUUUUGGGUUAUAUUACGAUGCUUUUAUGGACUUCACCAAAGGAGAAUUUGAAGUUACUGGUACAAAUGCCACAGCCAACAUAUUUGCAUCUUAUCCUGCAGAACACCUCUCAGUCUUAAAUGGGUUUGUUGAUCAGGUAAUAGCAACUGCUGCGCUGAUCCUGUGCAUCCUGGCCAUAACUGACAGGAAGAACAUUGGCGCCCCAAAGGGCAUGGAGCCCCUUUGCAUUGGCCUGAUCAUCAUGGCCAUUGGAGUGUCCAUGGGUCUGAACUGCGGCUAUCCGAUAAAUCCAGCACGAGACCUCGGCCCUCGGUUCUUCACAGCAGUGGCUGGGUGGGGCAUGGAAGUGUUCAGAGCCGGAGGCUGCUGGUGGUGGAUUCCCGUGGCAGGACCCAUGGUGGGUGGAGCGUUUGGAGCUGGGAUUUACUUUGUCUUUAUCGAUUUACACCAGCCAGAGCCUCAGAAACAGGAGGAAAACAACAUCCAGGAAAAAUAUGAAAUUAUUACUAUGAGCUAAACUGGUUAAAGGGAUCAGAGCACAACAACAAAGCAACAAUUUGAUGCAAAAAAGGAGUCUGACAUAUUUUUAAAGUCAGAAAUUAGAGGAAAAAUGACAGUGUGACUCAAUGCAUGUGCAGCACUUACUGUGUUUUUGUAAAGCCUUUAAAAACAUUUUGUGGAAACUCAGAUCUAUUUAUAUUUUUCACUAAUUUUAUCUGUAAGGGUAUUUUUCAUGUAAUAAAAUAUAUAUUAUUAUGUGAAGAUAUUUUAAGCCACUAUGUUGCAAUACCCCUUCUGACCACAUGAGACAAUGCAGAUCUGCUGUGUUGACAAAAGAGCCAGUGACAACACGAUGCUAAUAAGUGAAGCUGGUCCAUCAUCACCUUCCUUUGAUAUGCUGCCCCAUGUAGUCAGAAGUAGUAGUGCUAUAUAGGGUUGGUUUAAUGGACUUGGAAAGAAAAUCUCUUUUGCCAUAAAGAAGUCCAUUAACAAAGCUCAGUCUCACAAGGCAGCAUGUAUCAGGUAUAUUUUUUUCCCACAUACCUCAAAAACAUGGUGGUAUCACGAUACAGAAAUAGUGUGGUGGUAACAUUUUACUUUGCCAGUUGUUUUGUAAAGGUCGUCAUUUACACGAAGUGAAGCUGUAACUAUGAAUAUUUAACUCUGGCUACUGUUUUCUUUAUCUUUAACCCUAACUAUGUAUCCAAUGAUAUCAGACCUACCCUUGUAUUCUUUUAUGUCUGACCCUCAACAGCUCCUACUGACAGCCAAGUUGGACAGUGAAAACUUGUUGCUCAAUAUUGACAUGGUUGGAACUCAAACUAGUUUAGCAGGCAUGGCAAUCCAUGAUGUAACACCACCCUCCUGUGUCUUUUUUAAACAUGUUAUAAUUGUGGAAUUUCAUAUUGUAAAGGGAAACUGCUCUUUAUGGACUGUAGACAGAAUUACAAGUUUUACAUUUUAGACUAAACCUGAGUUUCCUGAUCCAAUAAGCUUGAAUGAAAAGUUUUGCCUCAAAAACAACAGAAUUCUUUUGAAUAUCCUCUUUCCUCUCUCAGAUUAUCUUCUCUUAUUAGAUCGUUUGCCAAUGUGGCUGUAAACCAUACAGUAUAUGUUAUUACAGUCUACCUAACAUAUGAUAUAUAGGACAUAGGAAAAUACAGGAAAUAUUGACUUUAUUGUGGAAAUACAGUAAUUUAUAUUUUUUAUCAAUUGCACUUAUUUGUUUUUUGUUGGUUUUGUUUCUUUUUUUCACUUCACUCUUUGCAUGCUUGUAAAAAUCUUUGACUGCUUUAUCACGCUUGAAAUGCUAUAGUUUUAUAACACAUUUAGACAACCCAGCCUUAAAUUAUCACACUCUUAUGACUUACUUUUUCACUGAUGACCAUGAUUUUCACAAUGCAUAUUCUCAUUUUAAAAAGCUGGAUUUCUCCCUUUGCAGACAUCCUUUGUAUUAAAAAAUAAAAACAUAAAUUAACGUAGGACUUAAGUGUCAUCUUUCUGGAAAAAAAAAUGUAUGUCCAGCAAAACCUUUUGAAAAUAAAUUUGUUGAUGUUUUUAACUGUAAUUCAGCUCGUACACAUGCUUUAUGAGAAGGAAUUUGCAACUUUGGAAUGUAAAAUUUAAAAUAUAUAUAUAUAUUAUUAGGUUAAAUAUGUGGUAAAACUAAUCUCUAUGAUGUUUUUUUAAUGAGUUCAACAUCACAAAUCAAGCAGCAAGAACAGUAAGAGCACUGUAAAAUGUAAACACGGUAUGCAUAAUUCAAAAGACACAGGUGACAGCAGUACGUACAUUCACCACGGCUUACAUGACUGAAGAUGUUCGUCAUCUGAAAUCUAUCUGAUAUCUUAUGUUAGAUUUUGUUGUGGUACAUUAGUUGUCAUUGGACAGCAGCACAACAUUUAGUUAAAGCACAAACCACAUGUUUAGCAACUCACGAAUUGUUUGAGGAGAUGUUUGCUUUUGUGGAACAGUGAAAGUUGUGUGUUUACUGUCAGGUCUUAAAUUGAUCCAGCAGAGAAAGACUGACCAGUUCUAGAUUGAUAACCUAUUGCUUCAUGAGGCCAUUUCUUUAAUCACAAUACCUGCAGUAUACAAGAGUUUCUUACAUUGAAUCAGCUCAGUGAAAAGGUUUAUAUUAUGUUACUUUUUUCUGACUUUCUUUCUUUUGUUGAGAGACGUGACAUAUCUUGAAUCUUGCUUCAGACUGUUUUUUUAAAUAUUGUUUCAUGACAGUAUUUUCUAAAUUCCCUGUUCAAUCGACAUUUUUUUUUUCUUUUGCACAAUUUUUAUUUAAGCUUUUUUUAAUUUGCUUUAUUUUGUUUAUUGGUGUUUAGAGAAUUUGAUGGUUUGACCAUUACAUUACUGUUCAAAAGGGUUUUAGAGAUUAUGUGUGGAGCAAACUAGCUUGGCACAAUACUUUGUGAUCAACUAAUGUGCGAUGUCAACAAAUGAUAUGUUUUUGAAUUUUUAAAAUCUUCGUAUUUCUUGUUGCCAUGCACAAAUAAAAUUAAUUUCCAUGAAAGUGA